GGGGCGUGGCCAGCUGCUCGAUCGGUGAAGACGCCAAAUGGCGUGCGUAUCCCCUGUUUUGGGCGAAGAGAGUGGAGUUUUGGAGGCAUUGUCAAAGGCCUACUCACUCCCUGUCCUGUACGCCCGUAAGGCAGUGGUAAAGUUCAACUCGAGGGAAAUGGACUCGCCUCUACCUCGCUACACCUUCUCCUUUCAGUCAGGCGACUACCUUCACUUCAAACAGCCAUACGGGACUACUGGUUGGUGGGUGGGGCGGGUGGUGGGAGAGAGAACGUGGCUGGGACUGCUCCCCAGUGAGGAGAAGCUGCUGGCUCACAGAGAGAGGGUGGUGAGGGAGGGGCAGGAGGAGAGGGGGGAGGGAGAGGGGGAGGGGCUUCUGGUGUACGAGGAUGCCCCCAUAAUGAGGCCAAUUGUCUUUCUCGGUCCAUCGAGUAGGGACGCUGAGUUGACUGAGCUACUGCAGAAGGCUCUGGUGGCCUUCAUGAAGGAGCAGUUCCCUGGCAGACUCCACACCCACAAGCCUCGAUGGUCUGUGUCUGAAGGUCUCACUGACAAACAAGCGUGGGCUCUGAGAGGCGAGGUGUAUCGUGCUGGCCACACCCUCAACCUCGUUUACCUCGACUGCGAUGCCAGUUACCACGACGAUAUCUCCUGGCUCCACCCACUACUCAUCUACGUCCAAGUGAGUAGGAGAAGAGUGCUGCAGAAACUGGUGGAAGAGAUGACAGCCUCAGCUGAAGAGAGGACGGCUCAACUGCAGGCUGCCUACAGACUGUAUGAACAGAGUACAUUCACCCCAGUGAGCCAAUAGAUUAGUGCUACGGAGUACAUUCACCCCGGUGAGCCAAUAGAUUAGUGCUACGGAGUACAUUCACCCCGGUGAGCCAAUAGAUUAGUGCUACGGAGUACAUUCACCCCGGUGAGCCCAUAGAUUAGUGCUACAGAGCACAUUCACCCCGGUGAGCCCAUAGAUUAGUGCUACGGAGUACAUUCACUCCGGUGAGCCCAUAGAUUAGUGCUACAGAGUACCUUCACUCCGGUGAGCCCAUAGAUUAGUGCUACAGAGUACCUUCACCCCGGUGAGCUCAUAUAGCUCAGUCCUGUUGUUUUUCAUGAGCUAGAGAAAGUUGCAUACGUAGUUAUAUCAGGGUGCACAAUUUACCCAAGUUUUUAGUGUUUGCUACCAAAUCACGUAAGUUUCCAACUCAAAAGUUUCUGUUACACCUUAUGGCUGAUUGUUUUCCUGCAUUUCUGCUACACAGUAUGGUUCAAGACUAACCUUUAGUUUUCCAGGGUACAGAAAAGAAAGGCUGCAAACAAAAACCAUGGGAACCAACAGAAACAGAGCACAUAAAGGGGGAAAGCAGGAAACCUUUUGUGUUACGGAUCCUCUCUCUCCUCAUUCUCAGAGUCCCUAUUCCCUGGUAAUCAGAGAUAGUGACCUGGAUGAUGCCUGUCAGAGUCUGGAGCUGUUCCUGGAGAGUUACUGGGCUGCCACUCGCUCCGUCUCCCUCUCUUCCUCCGCCCUCUCCCACCCUCUCUGAUGGUCUCUCUCUCUCAUCUUCCCACCCUCUCCCAUCCUCUCUGAUGGUUUCUCUGACAUUGAGCUCCAUCUCUCUCUCUUAUCCUCCACCCUCUGAUCUGAAGGUCUCUCCCUCAUCCUCCACCCUCAUCCAUCCUCUCUAACAUCGAGCUCUCAUCCUCCACCCUCUCCCACCUUCUCUAACAUUGAGCAUUUCACUGCCUUCUUUUCCUCAUUCACACUCAUAAGUUUUUUAGUCAACAUAAGGCCAAUCGGGCGAUGACAUGAUGAUACAAAUUGACGUCAUCAUGUCGGAAUUUGUGGUGGGCGUGUGACCAACAGAGAGCUCUGAGAGAGAGAGAGAGGAGAGCGAUCGGGGGAGUUGCCAGAUCAGUCCAGCUGAGAAAGACUUCGAGCUGGUGGUAUAUACCUAAUGUUGAAUUCCCUUUGGAAAUGGCAGUAUCCAGCAACCUGGAUGUGAGCAAUGCCAUCAACCAACUGACUGUGGAAGAGACAAGAGACCUAGUGUUCCAAAUGGGUGUACCGCUAAAUGUCUUAAAAGAUAUCGCAGCCCAGUAUGAUGGCGAAAACCGAAAGCAAAAUUUUGUGCAGACUUGGCUUGAUAGGAAUCCCGAUGCAAGCUGGGAGAAGCUGGUUGCUGGCCUGAGGAAGAUCAACAAAAACUCCCUGGCAGCUGAGAUUGAAUCCGAGCAUCUUUCAAGAGCCCUAGUCCCCAGCAGUGGCUCUCCCUCUUUCCCUUCAACCUCCCCUGCCUCUGUCUCUGUCUCUUCUCCAUCAAAAGUUGACACACCUGAUCCUAUUUCGAACGACGUGUUCUGCCAAGAAGUUGUAACGGUUAAGGUCACUCUAGAGCAGUUGCAAGACGAAUUUUAUGAGGUAAUGACUAGAACACACUCAUCUUUGUCCGAUCAAGAGAAGAACGACAACUCGUUCUUAGACCGGUUUCGUGAUUAUCUCCUGGUUCUGCCUGUUGCCAAAAGACAGGUUCACAUUCGUUUCUUCACUAGAAAUGAAGAUGAAAUCCUUGCAGCUGAAACCAUUAAGAAACUCUUUGCCAUCGUAAGCCGUUACUGCAACUACACCAACUAUGAGAUAAUCUUCCACAUUGUCAAGAGGUUCUGCCAUGAACUGAAGAGAAGAAUGCUGAAUUACCGUGACUCUUUAACCAGUUUUGAAAAGUCUACAGCCGUUGAUGUCUACCUCAGUGCCAUUUCAGCUCAUCCAGGUGGUGCAAUCAGGAAAGGGUACAUCCGCAUGACCAUGAAGAUCAACAAGCUACCCUCCGAGUGUAAACUAUAUGAGAUCCGAGAAUUGAAGGAAUCCAUCGAGGAGAAUGCAGCUUUAGAGUCCCAUGCCACGUACAUUGAAACCCCACUGCCAGGCUCUGUGGUGGUACGGCUGCUUGUUCCCGAGGAGGUUGGUUGGAGGGUGGGCGUGGUCUUGAUGUCUCCUGCCUUCAGAGAGAAACAUCUGACAUACGUGUCAACAUAUUCAACUAGACAUCUUCUCAAAGACUACUUGAAAGGUGAACUGCUAUUGGCCUCUAGUAAAGGAGAUGUGGAGGCAGUGAUAUCACUGAGUGCAGCUGUCGACCAUGAUUGGAUUGGAGUUGUUACAAUGAUGAUGGCUGUUGAAAAAUUUGGCAAGGCUGAAGUUAUUUCACAGCUAUUACAGCCUGGAGCUAACAUUGAUGUGCAGGACAAGGAAGGAAACUCUUUACUGAUGAUUGCUACCAGGAUGGAUUGGACUGACGUUGUUUCACUACUGAUUAAUGCUGGGGCAGCUCAGGAUUUACAGAACAAGGAAGGUGACUCUGCUGUAAUACUAGCCACAACGUACAACCACCUGACAGUCUUGAAGGAAUUUGUCAGAGCUGGUGCUGACUUCAACCUUCAGAACGAGGACGGGCUGACGGCUCUUAUGAUUUCCUCGAGAUCUGGCAGAGCUGAUCUCACAGAGACACUUUUGCUGGGAGAGAACAUCUCUCUCGAUAUUCAGGCUACCAAUGGGUGGUCAGCUCUCUUUUUUGCUGCUGAUAACGGAGAUACCACGACAGCAGAAUUAUUGGUCAAAGCAGGGGCUAACCCUCACCUCAGAGAUCAUAAUGGGCUGACGGCUCUGGAUUUUGCAGCUGCUGAUGACUACAGAGCGGUGUGUCGGCUACUGAAGAAGUAUAUGCAAGGCCAAGACGUCAGAAUAGAUGAGGACUCAUCAGGAUCUACUGCAUCCCUGGAGUACGUCGAGACAGCAUCUACAACGUCACAGGAGUCAGGAGGCGACACUUUGUCUCAAGAUUCGGCGCGUUCAAUAGAAUCCGCAACUAACUCGCAGGAGUCUAAACCAUUUGCAGACAAAUCUGAGGUCACAGCACAGACCGAAACGUAUGACUCUAGACCAUCUACAGCCGAGCCAGAAUACUCUAAAUCGCAGGACUCCACCGCUGAAUCUGAGGAGCCAUCAUCAACUGAAUCACAGGGGUCAGUCCAUACAUCAGCACACUCAUCCCAGGAGCCACCAUCUGAGACACCAGAAGAAACUUUGCAAUCAAGAGCUCCUCAGGCAUUCCGAGAUCGGGUGAAGAAUGCCAGGGCCUGGGUGAAGGCAGCAUUCAAAAGACUCCAGGACCGUGUGUCCAGAUCUAGUAAGAAGAAUCUGGAGUCGGAGGGCCAGAGUCAAGGAGAGGAGAUAUUUCAGCCGUUACCAGUUUUACAAGACAAGGAACUGAUAUCCGAUCGAACUGAUCCAGAACAAAAUAUUGUAGAUGGUUAAUGACCACUGAAAUUACAAACGAAAAGCACUACAGUGCAAACCCUCGGCACACUCGGAUGUAUAUAACAUUGCACCCAUAUGCCUGGUGGCAGAAAACGCACAUGGUAACAGACAGAUGUACAGACAAAA
Geodia barretti is the source of this 4441-nucleotide messenger RNA. The record is from the annotation of a GenBank genome assembly. NCBI's taxonomy places the organism in Eukaryota, Metazoa, Porifera, Demospongiae, Tetractinellida, Geodiidae.